AUGUUCGACAAAGCGAAACAAUUGUGCAUUUCAUUCGCUGAACAAAGUGGAUUCAUCCUGCAUAGGCAGAAAAUUACAAUUAUCAAUAUGGAGAACACGGCUGUGUAUGGGAAGGAUACUGGUGUACUGCUGACACCGAGGCUGAUAUUUUCGUCGGUAUUAACACAUGAGAUGAUUCACAGCAUGAACGUUGGCCAUUCAUAUAGUGACCGCAAUAUACGGGUUUUCCCAUAUUCUCAACCUGGAGAAUAUGAUGACAAAUAUGAUUUGAUGUCCACGGCAAAUGCUCAUAUGCGACCAUCGACAUAUGGUCUUGGGGGACCAGGCCUUAACGGUCCACAUCUUGACUAUCUUGGUUGGUUGCCACAGAACCGGAUAGUCUACUUUGGAAGAGAUGGUCGCAGUAACUACACUUUACGGUUGUCUUCUCUUUCCGUCCCACAUCGCCUUACCAUCGGAUGGUUACUGGUGAUGAUACCGUAUGACCGAGACGAUCCUGGCAAUGUGUAUACGGUGGAGUAUCGCACGCCUGUCGGUAACGAUGCUGCCAUCAAACAGGUACGAGUGGUUUCACGUGGAAAGUUAUGCUUAGAUGAGGUUGAGCUGUCAUUCCGAUGA
Cooperia oncophora is the source of this 618-nucleotide messenger RNA. Lineage: Eukaryota; Metazoa; Nematoda; Chromadorea; Rhabditida; Trichostrongylidae. The record is from the annotation of a GenBank genome assembly.